Messenger RNA from Hyaloperonospora brassicae, 3774 nucleotides. The record is from the annotation of a GenBank genome assembly. Lineage: Eukaryota; Oomycota; Peronosporomycetes; Peronosporales; Peronosporaceae.
AUGGACCCGUUCACAGAGCUGCGGCAGCACGCGCAUGGCACGCACCCGCAGAAGAAGCGGCUGAACGUCGUGCUCGGCGUCAUCACUGACGUGAUCUACGACCGCCGCCGCAGUAGCAGUAGCAGCGACGCGCGCGCCACCACUUCGAUCUCCCCCACGGAGUACUUUGCAGCGCUCAUGACGGCACUGGACGCAGCGUCGGACUCGCACCGUCAAGAGGUGGCACAGCUGCUGUCGAUGGUGUUGCCCGAGGUCCCGCACGCAGUGCUGCGGUGCAAGUUCACGGCUGUAGCCACGUGCCUCACGACGGUACUGCAAGAAGCUGGAGACGAUACAGCGCUCUUGCGCUCCGCCAGCGCCUGUUUGGCUCGGACGCUGCUGGCGCAAGAGCCGUCGACGACGGUCUGGGCCCGUCCAGAGCUCAUCCGGAGCUUCCAGUUGCUGCUGACGCUGGCUAUGGACACGCGCCCCAAGGUGCGCAAAGCGGGACAGAAGUGGACCAUGGACGUGCUGGAGCUCCAUGCUGCUCGCGGGUGUGACGCGCUGUCGACGCACAUUGCGAGCUUUGGAGAGAACGUGCUGGCCAGUGCUGGCACCAGCGGGAAGGACGACCAGAAACUCGUGCUGCUCGUUGCGUUUCUCAAAGUGGCGCUGCCAUUGCUCCAGCGACAGGUUGUCGGCUCUCUUGUUGCAGCGCUGGCCAAGUUUCUCGAUGCCAAUUCGAAGACGUUGCGCUUGGUCACGUACGAAGCACUGGACGCGCUGAGUGCUGCACCAGAGUCGCAGUUGACAGCGGAUACCCUUUGCAAGCUCGUGGCGGCUGUUCUUGAUGCACAAAGCAGCGAGUCGCAGGACGCUGCAGGAGGGCCUGUGGCUAUCUAUGCUGUGCGCAUCCCGUCUCAAGCACUUGUUCGGCUUGCGUCGGUGAAUGCUGAAGCGGCCCGUGAACUGCUUCCUCGCGUGGUUAGUGCCGUGUGCUCUCACAUUGCCGGGGACAGCGACCGUGUGCAGCGCCAGGCCACGCGCUCGUUGCUGGGUGUUCUCAAGGCGAUCAUUACGCCAGACGUGCUCGAGACCGAGAGUACGUUCGAAGAUGUCGCUCGUGUGCUUGCCUCGUUGCAGAGUCUCACUUCGCUGCGGUUCCAGGGUGCGUGGAAGCACGUUUUCCCACUCCUUGCCGAGCUCUUCCGCUUCUACGGCUCUGCCAGUCGACCCGCGCUGGAGCCCAUUCUUGUCACGUGUUGCGAGCUGCACGAGGCUGCCGACCAGCUUCCACAGCAGCAACAAGAAGGUCGCAGUGCUCAGACACUGUCGGAUUUGUUUGCACUAGCGGCCGGUGCGGCCGUUGAAGCACUCGGCCCUCGCGCCUUCCUCGAAGUCGUUCCAAUCGGCCAUCCAACGGAGAUCGUGAGCGAACAUCGUGCGUGGCUUCUCCCGGUGUUCCGAAGUGCGCUGCGAUCGACACGACAGGGUGGCGAGCUCAGCUUUUUCGCGGACGUGAUCCUGCCGAUGGCCCGUUCGUGCGAAGCUGGUGCCCGUGAGCCAAGUGCGACUCCACUGCAAGCGAAGAAGCUGCAGACGUGUGCCAUGCAGCUCUGGUCGCUGUUCCCGAGCAUUUGUGCCCAUGCUGUUGACGUCGACACGCACUUCAAGAAGAUUGCGAAAGUCCUGGCGAGCGCCAUGGCCGACAAGCGAUACCCCGAGCUACGUCUGAUUGUGUGUCAAGGGCUCCAGGCGCUUGUAAAACGGACCCGCGCUCUGCUGCGGUCUGUUGCGCGCCGCUAUCACUGCGAGACGGACGACGCAGCGAUGGAAGACGAUCGGGCGGAAGAGGAUGAGGAGGAACAGGAUGACAAGCAGCUGGACGAAGCCAAGUUGGCUCGUGACCGUGCAGCAUUGGCCAAAUACUCGGGACGAUACGUGCCUCUGCUGCUCACAUUCUUGGAGGAGCUGGACCCGGAGAAAGACACGGAUCGUGCCCAGGUGCUGCUUGAUACGCUCGAAGGCUUUGCCUCGCUGGCCGAGGCUGAGCUGAUUGGCACAACGUUCAAGAAGGCGAUGCAAAAGCUGUUGGAGGCGACGACAGAAGCGAAGCGCAUCGAGGCCGGCGGUGCGAGCACUCAACUGAAGCGUGCGACGAAGCUCCGACAGGUAUCACAUGCUCAGAUGGCGCUCGCAUUGGCCCUGCUGGCCCACGUAGACGACGUCAAUGUAGCGUUGCUGUAUCGCGUGAUCAAGCCAUAUUUGCUGGACGAUACCGACGCUGCAAUGCAGAAGCGGUCGUACGCUGCCCUGGUGGCUGUCUGUGACCUGCACCCGACGUUCCUGGCGGAGGAGGCUCAACUGCAGGACCUCACACGCGCAAUCUGUGAGUCGCUGCUCACUUGCUCGGUGUCAGCGAAGAAAAUGCGUCUGCGCGUGCUCGCCCACUUGAUCCGAGCGCUGCAAGCCCAGCCUGCCAGCGACGGACUUGCAGAGAAGGAGCUGGUGCCGAACCUCGUUGGGGAGAUCAUGUUGUGUACGAAAGAGGCCAACGGCAAAGCUCGUGAAGCCGCUUUCGAGUUGUUGGUGGCCAUGGCGAUGCUUCUGCGUGCUCGUGCCCCGCAGACUGGACUCAUGGAAUUCAUCCAGAUGGUCCUUGGUGGUCUCGCAGCUCGAACGCCGCACAUGCGGAGCGCUGCAGUGAUCUGUCUCAGUCGAUUGGUCUUCGAGUUUGGCCGUGACGAGCCUGCGAUUGCACAGGCCAUGCCGGCGCUGCUCAAGACAGUGCUCCUGCUGCUGCACGAGAAGGCCCGCGAAGUGAUCAAGAGCGUGAUUGGGUUCAUGAAGCUCGGCAUUGCAGUGCUGCCGAAAGACGAGCUGGACGCGUUCCUGCCGGAUAUCAUCAACGGAUUGCUGGUCUGGAUCGGGGAGAGCAAGAACCGCUUCCGUGCCAAGACGCGCAUUAUCCUCAUGAAGCUGUGUCGCAAGUUUGGCUACGAGCACGUGGCUGCGCUCGUGCCCGAGGAAGACCGGGCGCUCAUUCGCCACAUCAAAAAGACAAAGGAGCGCGAGGACAAGAAAAAGUCCGAGCUCGCUGCAGAAGCUGCCGAGCGUCGUGCUGCCAAGAAGAACCGCGACACGUUUGAAGAGUUUAUGGCCGACUCGGAUGAUGACGACGAUGAAGCUGGAGCUGCUGACGAUGGUGACGAUGACGCAGCCGCAGCAAUGCAAGUGCUGAAGCGCAAGAAGGACUUGCACCGGAAGCACAAGGGCGGCAAAGUGAUCCGUGAAGACGAGGACGAGAUCCUCGACUUCCUCGACGACAAUGCCGCCGUGAAGAACAUCCUCUCGGCCCACGCGAGCGGUCGUCGGGGCACUGCUGGCGACGACGACAGCGACGACGGGUUCCAAGUGGCAAAAGACGGCCGGCUGAUUGUGCCUGGCGACGACGACGAGAUGAACGGCGGAGGCGACAGCGAGGCCGACGACAAUGACAAUGACGUCGACCGGAUCAAGCACGACGUGGCCUCGCAGCUGCACCGCAUGGGGCUCGCGAACAAGCCGAGCGACAAGAGCGGGCGGGCGAAGCGCAAACGGGGCGGCGAGAGCGAUCCCACCAGCGAAGGCCGCGAGUACCGCGCGAAGAAGGCCGGCGGGGACAUGAAGAAGAAGGGCAAACUCGAGCCGUACGCGUACAUUCCACUGGACCCGAAGCUCAUGGCCAAGCGCAACAAACGCCAAGCAGUGACGCGGUACGGCGGCAGCGUCGGCAAGAGACGGGGGAAGAAGUGA